GCCCUUCCCACCCGCACGCAAAGCUCCACAGCCGGUGCCGCCAUGCUGCUCCACCACCUCCUCCCCCCCUCCUCCAGGGCCCCGUCCCGCCCCUCUCCGCGGCUGCCGAGCGUAGGUGUCGCUGCUGCGUUCACGGUCCGGUGCGCGUCCUCCUCGGCCCAGUCGCUGCCGGCGUCGUCGUCAUCGUUGGCCGGGCAGCAGGUGGCGAAUGUGCACAGCUACGGGACGGUGGACUUCGAGCGGCGCCCGGCGCUGCGGUGGAGCAGCCUGUACCGGCGCGUGGCGGUGGGCCACGGCGGCCGGCCCGUGGGGCGGACGCUGGCGGACUGGGACGAGGGCGAGCGCCGCCUCGACAAGUGGGAGCUCUGCCGCAUCGCCAGGGAGCUCCGCAAGUUCCGCCGGUUCAACCUCGCGCUCGAGGUUUAUGAUUGGAUGACUGAUCGAAGGGAUAGAUUUUCGCUUUCAUCUAGUGAUAUGGCGAUCCAGUUAGAUCUGAUUGCAAAAGUACGUGGUGUUCCAGAUGCUGAAGAAUACUUUGAAAAACUUCCUGACCCACUGAAAGACAAGCGAACAUAUGGGUCUCUUCUCAAUGUUUAUGCCCAAGCUAGGAUGAAAGAGAAAACAGAAUACACAUUUGAGCAGAUGAGGAAAAAGGCGUUUGCAACUGACACAUUACCUUUUAAUGUGUUGAUGAAUUUUUACGUGGAUGUUGCAGAGCCUGAGAAAGUGUCUACAGUUACUGAUGAGAUGAAGCAAAGAAAUAUCGCCUUUGAUGUCUGCACUUACAACAUUUGGAUAAAGUGCUGUGCAGCUAUGAAAGACGCUGAUGCAAUGGAACGAGUCUUUAACCAGAUGAUUGCUGAUGAGUCCGUUGUUGCCAACUGGACUACUUAUACCACACUUGCUAGCAUGCAUAUCAAGCUGGAGAACUUUGAGAAGGCAGAAGAAUGCCUGAAAGAAGCUGAGAAGCGAGCAACAGGUAGGGAUAAAAAAUGUUUCCAUUUUCUCAUCACACUCUAUAGCCAUCUUCAGAAGAAAGAAGAAGUCUACCGCAUUUGGAAUUGGUACAAAGCAACUUUCAAGACAAUUCAUAACCUGGGUUACCAGGAGGUACUGUCUGCCCUUGUUAGGCUAGGAGAUAUAGAGGGAGCUGAACUUCUAUAUGAAGAAUGGGCAUCCAAAAGUUCUAGUUUCGAUCCGAAGACUAUGAACAUUUUAUUAGCAUGGUAUUCUAGAGAAGGUUUUGUUGUGAAGGCUGAGCAAACUCUGAACAGAUUUGUUGAGAAAGGUGGGAACCCCAAACCAAAUACCUGGGAAAUCCUUGCCACGGCGUAUCUGAAGGACAAUCAGUUUGCUGAAUCUCUGUCAUGUUUGGAGAAAGCCACUGCAGUUAAAAGUGCUAGUAAAUGGAGACCAAGACCAACCAAUGUUGAGAGUCUCCUGGCAUAUUUCAAGGAGAAGAACGACACGGAGAGUGUCGACAGGUUAAUGAGUUUACUCAGAAGUAGAGGGUGUGCUGAGAACGAAGAGUACAAGUCAUUGUUUGACACCUAUGCUUUGGCGGUUGCGGGCACGUGAUGAUGGACGGACACCAACGAUACGAUAUGAUUAGUAAAUAGCCCUUGAACACUUCUUGUAAUCUGAAUGUUGGAAGAACCCCUGCUUGAGAGUUCAUGUGGUACGGCUCUGUACUUCUUUUCAUUCCAGAGCGGUUAGGUGCAUUUUAUAAGUUGUUUCCCUACACAAAAUUGGACAAUAUAAGGUACAUAGAUUAUAGGUCUGCCUUCUUUCUGACCACUUAGUUCAGUUAGAAAUUCUCAGAUCAUCAAGAGGAGGCCGUUUACCAGGUUCCUUUGUACUUUCUACAUGUACAUCGACAUUACCAUCGAGGAGUUAAUCGUGCCUUCUCCAUGGAAGCGUUCAUUUUCA
This is a messenger RNA of Aegilops tauschii subsp. strangulata, 1929 nucleotides long. RefSeq names its product pentatricopeptide repeat-containing protein At1g02150. NCBI's taxonomy places the organism in Eukaryota, Viridiplantae, Streptophyta, Magnoliopsida, Poales, Poaceae. Gene Ontology annotation, cellular component: mitochondrion. The record is from RefSeq and is a predicted model, not a curated record. Gene Ontology annotation, molecular function: protein binding.